Prorocentrum cordatum is the source of this 390-nucleotide messenger RNA. NCBI's taxonomy places the organism in Eukaryota, Dinophyceae, Prorocentrales, Prorocentraceae. The record is from the annotation of a GenBank genome assembly.
AUGCUACUUCUGUCUGCUCCUCCUCCCCAGGCACCGACAAGGUGCCCAUCCGACGGACGAUCAAAUGCGUCCGAGCCUCCCGUUGGCCCGUCGUAUCCCGGGCUCCGAGGCAAAAGCGAGCCCGCGGCCGCGCGGGCGAAAAAAGAGAAUUUGGCGCGGAGCGCGUGCGCGUGGGGCAGGCAGGCUCGCGUGGAAGGGAGGGGUUCAAGCGAGGAGGGGGCGGAGAAGGGGAAGGGCAGAGAGACGAGAGACAUGCUGAGGCGAAUACCUCGCGGGACUGCAGCACGGCUCGGGACAGCUGCUGGCAGCCACGCCAAGACCUCGUCGGGCACGGACUGUGCUCCGGCAGAGGUGUACACCAGGCUCAGCCAUUUCAAAGAGCUGGGGUGA